UUUAUGCCGCUUAGUCAAUAUGGGUAAUUUUGUAUGGGAAAAGCAUGGAUGUGACGAUUCGAGGAUUUUUUCGUAAAUCUUUAUAAGGCUAAUAUGUGCACAUUUUGACUAUUUGGGUAUGAUACUGUACCAAUUUGAUUUGUGAAAAGCAUCUCAGUAAUUGAUUUUUUAUUUUUUGGAUUUUUUCGUAAAUCAUUAAUAAGGCUAAUAUGUGCACAUUUUGACUGUUUGGGUAUGAUCCUGUACCAAUUUGAUUUGAGAAAAGCAUCUCAGUAAUUGAUUUUUAAUUUUUUGGAUUUUUUCGUAAAUCUUUAAUAAGUCUAAUAUGUGCACAUUUUGACUGUUUGGGUAUGAUCCUGUACCAAUUUGAUUUGAGAAUAGCAUCUUAGUAAUUGUUAUUUUUCUUGCCUUACAUGGUUGACAAACAUCCCCUCACACGUUAACUAUGGUAAAUUUAGAUACCUCUUCUUGAUUUCAUUUAAUAAGUAGGAAGGAUCUCUUUUUACUUGUUCUAUUCAUGGAAAUUUCAAAUGUUAUAAUAGGGUAUUAUUUAUUUAUGGAAACUAUAGCAUGAUUGGUGGAACAGAUUGAUUUACCCCAUCCAUUGAACGGAACAAUCCCCUUAAUUGAUUCAUUAUAUGUUAUUCUUCUUCCAUUAAAUAUUAUUCUUCCUUCAUUAUUUAGGAUUGUGGACGACCCUCCUCACUAUAUAAACUCACCAUUCUCUUUCUCUAAGAGGACAAACUUCUCCUCCGCUAUUACUCCCUCUAUUUUCUCUUAAAAGUACUUUGUAGUUCUUUGGAACUUUGGAUUUCGAAAAACAUUCGGCCUUGUCCUUGUGCAAUUGCUUUGGGUUCUAUUAUUAUUGUUUGGUGCCUAAUCGGUUAGUCUCUAUCGACGCGUUCUUUUCUUAUUCUGUAGCAUUUGUGAUAGCAAAGCAUAGAAAACAUGUCUAUAGGAACUAAUUUAAAAUAAUUAUGAUUUUGCUUUUUUCACUAUCAUAAAGAAGAUUAAAAAAAGAAAAGAAUAGCUUACUAGGGUGUACUAUAACCAGUUCUAGCUGUUUUCUUGAACAGUAGCAUAUUUGGUGCACGUUGAAGACAUUCUGGGUAUUGCUGUUUGUAUUUUCUUGUUUUGUGUUUGCUUUGUUUGACUGUGGAUUCUUGUGAAAGUUUCGUCAUAAUUGAACACAGCUCAAGGUUUUACUUUUCAUAGCUAUUUUCUACUUUCUCUCUGAUAUUUUGUUGGUUUUUUGCUUUGUUUCUUGCAUGAAAAUGUAAGUUCUUUUUCCCCAUUUUCUUUUUUUGGGCCAAGGAGGGUGAGUGAUGUGGUGGGCAGAGGGGCCAGUGGGGGGUCUUUUGUUUAAUUCUUUCCAAAUUGAUGUGAAGAUAAUGUUUGAUAGAAUCUUAUUGGGAAGACAAAGUGUGUGAAUCACAUUCAGUAGAGUGGGACAAAAGGUGAAGAAAUUUAAGAGACGAUUUUGAAGGAUGAAUGAUAGCUCAGCUAGAGAAAUGAAUGAGAAACAACCUCAAAGGCCUUCUGGUUGUGUGGGCAUUUUCUUUCAGCUCUUUGAUCAGAACCGUAGAUUUGCCAAGAAGCUGUUUUCAAAGAAACUGCUUUCACCAGCUUGCUUGAAACAAGCUUCAAAAAAGUUUGGAGGGGAUGAGAAGCAGCCAAAGCUUCAUUUGAUUGCUGAUGAGAACAGUGGGGGUUUUCCAAAUUCAAAGAAUAAUGGAAUGACUGAUACACGUUGUGAAAGCAAACGCGAAAUGAAAGCUCCAUGUUUUGUUGCUAGGCUCAUGGGUUUGGAAUCGAUGCCAGCAGGAUCAGGAAGUAAGCCACAAAAGGCUUCAGCUUCCGAAACUUGGAGCAAUCUAGCAGACAAACUUGGUGCUCGACCUGGCGGAUCUGAUAAAGAAGAUAUGGAUUUUGAGAUGGCCGAAAUAAAGAGUUCAAAACUAGGUUUGCAAAGGUUUAGAGCUAAAUGUGCUCUCACUUAUCUACUACAUAUUUUUCUCCUUUGGAUGAUGAAGCAGAUUUAGUUGGGAAUUCACUUGAUCACCAUUCAACUGAUAGCUACCUCUCCAGCUGUCCCAAUAGUA
Molecule: messenger RNA, 2102 nt
Organism: Capsicum annuum
Lineage: Eukaryota; Viridiplantae; Streptophyta; Magnoliopsida; Solanales; Solanaceae
Exons: 3
Coding region: 1488-2042 (184 amino acids)
Source: RefSeq, a predicted model, not a curated record